AUGUGCCCGGCGCUGCCGCCACCUCUGCUGUCUCCUGUCUGCUCCCCCAGUCCGGCGGUACACACCUCUGCUGUGACUGCCUGCUCGCCCAGUGACGGCGGCUACACCUACUCUGCGUGUGACCUGUCCUGCUCCCCCAGUCCGAAUGCGGCGGCCGACACCCUCAGUGUGACAUGUCUGCUCCCCAGUGGCGGCGGGCUGCCACCACCUCUGCUGUCUCCUGUCUGCUCCCCCCCGUUCACGGCAGCUACACCACCUCUGCUGUGA
Knipowitschia caucasica is the source of this 267-nucleotide messenger RNA. NCBI's taxonomy places the organism in Eukaryota, Metazoa, Chordata, Actinopteri, Gobiiformes, Gobiidae. The record is from the annotation of a GenBank genome assembly.